Molecule: messenger RNA, 2428 nt
Organism: Agrilus planipennis (emerald ash borer)
Lineage: Eukaryota; Metazoa; Arthropoda; Insecta; Coleoptera; Buprestidae
Product: spatacsin
Exons: 5
Coding region: 95-2344 (749 amino acids)
Biological process (GO): axo-dendritic transport; chemical synaptic transmission; axon extension
Cellular component (GO): cytoplasm; dendrite; synapse
Source: RefSeq, a predicted model, not a curated record
UUGUGCAAAAAAUGAUUUCAGUGAAACUUUUAUUAACGAGAAAUUAGAAUCUUUUAAAUUAAAACUAAAAACUUUAAAAAACAGUUAUAUUGAAAUGGAUAUAGAUCGCGAUUUAUCCUACAUUGACAACAGACAAUGGAUUGAAAGUGUGGCUGUAUCACUUUUAGCAGCUACUUUUGAUUAUAUUUUAAAAUCAUCAUACCAGCAAACGCAACUUUUGAAACUCUUAAUCAAAUUUAACGUAUCAGAAUAUCUGCCUAUCUCUUUGGAUUCUAUAGAGAAAACAUUAAAUAUGCUGAACAGUAUAUCUAAAAACAAAUGCAAUAUUAGACCGAGUUUUACUGAUUUGUUUUGGCAGGAAACAAGAACUACUUCGAUUCAAAAUUACAUAGACGAACUUAUAAAUAAAAAGUUUUAUAAAGUCGCUUUUGAAAUUGGCUGUAUCGAAGGUAUUACUUUUGAUCAUGUUAUACUCCAAAAAUGGGAAGAUGAAUUUGAAAAAAAACAUCAACAUGAUGAUUUUUGGAGCUGCAGUUUGAAAGAAUUCGCUAAUGUAAGACAAAAAGAUAAAGUGCUUAAAGCUUUAGAAAAAUGUUGCGCAAAAGUGGAGAGCCAAACUGAGAAAUAUAAAAUCUUGAAAGUUGCCCUAGAGUGGGCUAAAUCAAAUAAUUUGGGUAACAUUAGUGAUAUUGAGAAGAAAAUGUGGAUCACUGUUUUACAUUUAAAAAAUUAUGACUUCCAGUUUCCUUUCUUUUCUGAAUCUCAAUCAUUCCUUUAUUCUCACAUACAGCAAGAGCUUUCUAAUAUUUCUAUUCCUGAAGACGAGUUGCUAACUCUUACACAAGCUGACAAAAAUUAUAUUGACACGAUUAUAGAAUCUUUGUUGAACUCUGUAAGGUUUACUGAAGUUUUGAAAUUAUCUAAGAUGUUUGGACACAAACAUGAAGAUUUAACAAUAUUGACACUCUGUGUACAAUUGGCCGAAGGCCUAUUACUUCCUUCCCAACUUAAUGUAGAACAAAGACUUUUGGUUAAUAAAGCAGCCCACCUGAGGAAAUUCAGUCAACGUGGAACGGGAUCAUACAAGUCUUUUCAACUUUCGAACAUUGGAACAGGAUGGUUCAGUUCUACAAUGAACAUGGAAGACUUUGAAAUUCCUGGUAAUGAUACAGUGAAGAUACUCGAAAUCCUAUCAGAAAGGGUGAAAUAUGGUUUUGAUUUGGCUCAGAAAGUAUUUCUCACCUUUAGAAUAAGUGUGAACAUUGAUAGAAGAUACCAACAAGUAUUAGAAUGUAAACAACCUAUCGAACUUCUCAAAGCAAGCUUAAAAGAAGACUGCAGAAACAAAUUACAAGUUAUACAUGAUUUUAUCGUUGUCUGGAAAUGGUCUAAAGAAAAAGUAGCUGAUUUUGUAUGUGAAGAAGUGAUUACAGCGAUCGAUACCUUUACUAAAGCAAAAAUUGAAGGGACAGUCUUGUGGGACUUAGACUUGGAUAGGGACUUCCCACUUAUACUACAAUUUUUACCAGAAAAUACCUCGUCAACGUUAGGUGCAAAAUUAUAUUCUUAUGCUAGUGCAUUAUAUAAAGCCCAGAAUAUCGACGGUGGCGAGUUUAAAAUCAGCGAAUUCCAAAUGAUUAUAGAACUCUUGAUACGAUCACACGACUGUUUCACGGCAGAUUGUAACAUGGAAGGCAUUUCAGUGAUUUUAAGAAAAAGUAAAAAGAUCAUCUCAAUGCUCCUCGAAAUUAAAAGUUGGAAAUUAAUUGUGAGACUCCUAACUGGCGUGGGAAGAUACACUGAAAUGAGCUAUAUUUUCCAAAUAUUAAAAGAAAAUGAUCAUUUCGAAUUUUUAUUAAGAAAAGGAAAUAGAAAGGACAACGGUCUCAAAAUAGCUUUGCUGGAGUAUUUGAAAAAAUACUGUCCCGAAAACAGGGAAUUGUACAGAAUGGUGGCGUUACAUUUUACAUUAUAUUCCGAAAUCGCUCAGAUAUGGGAAGAAGAAGCCCAGAGCCUGAUCAAAAAUCUGAUUGCUAUUUCCAGGUUGGAAAUGCAAAACAACGGUCUUAAUCCUGAUAAUGAAAUGUUUGUCCUUUUGAGUAAUUCGGAUGGAACGAAAAUUACUUUAAACAAGGCGAUGCAAAAUUACAUCCAUGCUGCUGAAUACCAUUUACAAGGUGAGAAACUGAUGAAGGCUAUGCAGUCCGCGAAACAAGCAGAACUUGUAGCCCUCCAGCUCUCAAUUCUAAAAGGACUGGGGACGAACGCAUCCUGUAACUGUCUUCUCAACCUAAACAACUCCCAAAUAGGCACUCUAAUUACUUUACAUCUAAGAGGCGUAUAAAUAUCAGCCUGAUUGGGCGUCCGCGUUAUAUGAACAAUUUGUCGUGCAGAAUAAGCAAAACUAUUUCGACAGUUUCCUAACUUC